Messenger RNA from Lathyrus oleraceus (garden pea), 1544 nucleotides. Its product is annotated as lecithin-cholesterol acyltransferase-like 4. Lineage: Eukaryota; Viridiplantae; Streptophyta; Magnoliopsida; Fabales; Fabaceae. Bases 1 to 1314 code for a protein of 437 amino acids. The transcript has 10 exons. The record is from RefSeq and is a predicted model, not a curated record. Gene Ontology annotation, biological process: lipid metabolic process.
AUGGAGGAGUUUAAGGAUGGUUCCCAGCGACGGUAUCAUGGAAGCAAAGGUUGUCGCUUGAUGCGUAUGUUGGUGGUUUACGGAGAGGAUGGUGUUUCUCACGGGCAGACAACAUUUUUGGAGCUCCCCUUUGGAUAUGACUUUCGACAAAGCAAUAGGUUGCAGGAAACAAUGGAUCGGCUUGCCACAAAGUUGGAAUUAAUUUAUAAUGCUGCUGGAGGGAAAAAGAUAAACCUCAUAAGUCAUUCUAUGGGUGGUCUUUUGGUGAAAUGUUUCUUGUCCCUGCAUAGUGAUAUUUUUGAGAAAUAUGUUAAGAAUUGGAUUGCAAUUACUGCGCCAUUCCAGGGUGCCCCUGGAUGUGCCAAUUCUACCCUUUUAAAUGGAAUGUCAUUUGUGGAAGGAUGGGAGCAAAACUUUUUUAUUUCCAAAUGGAGUAUGCACCAGUUGCUGAUUGAGUGUCCAUCAAUAUAUGAACUGAUGGCAUGUCCUAAUUUUCAUUGGCAACACAUUACUGUUCUGGAAUUGUGGCGUGAGAGACUUCAUUCGGAUGGAAAAUCUCAUGUUAUUCUGGAGUCAUAUCCGCCAUGUGAUAGUGUCGAGAUUUUGAAGCAAGCUCUUUUAAACAACAAACUUAAUUAUGAUGGUGAGGAAUUGCCUCUGCCAUUCAACUCAGAGAUUUUGGAAUGGGCAAACAAAACGCAGGAGAUUCUAUCUUCUGCCAAACUUCCAUCGGGUGUUAAAUUUUACAAUAUUUAUGGGACCAAUCUUCAGACCCCUCAUAGCAUUUGCUAUGGAAAUGCAGACAAGCCUGUUUCAGAUCUGCAUGAGUUACGUUAUUUACAGCCCAGGUUCGUGUGUGUUGAUGGUGAUGGAACAGUUCCAGUAGAGUCAGCUAAGGCUGACGGCUUCAUUGCGGAGGAAAGGGUUGGAAUCCCGGGGGAGCAUCGAGGUAUCCUUUGUGAGCCUCAUCUAUUCAGGAUUCUCAAGCACUGGCUGAGGGCAGGAGAUCCCGAUCCCUUUUACAAUCCUGUCAAUGAUUAUGUGAUUCUACCUACUGCUUUUGAAAUAGAGAGCCAUACAGAAAAGGGUAUAGUAGUAACAUCCCUUAAAGAGGAAUGGGAAAUCAUUUCCAAUGACCAAGAUGGUCAAAGCAAUACCGGUGACAAAAUGUCCUUGAGCUCAAUAUCUGUUUCACAAGAAGGAGCCAAUAAAUCGCAUUCUGAGGCUCAUGCUACUGUCUUUGUUCACCCUGGCAGCGACGGUAAACAGCACAUUGAACUGAAUGCAUUAUCUGUUUCAGUUGAUGCCUCAUGAAUCAUUCUGUUGAAGUGUACGUGAACAUGGUGGGAAUACUUGAUGUAUAUUUUGAUUGUGGCUGACAUCUCUGUGUAUAUAUAAGGACAUUCAUAUGAUGCUGCCACCAUAUUCCUCAAUGUUUUCUAUGCUGUAUAAUAUGUGUGUCAGUUAUGAUAAAAAAUAUCAUCUCUAACAUUCUUAUCCAACUUUGUCAAGAGUGGCGUGCUAUUCAUAUUUGUAUCAGCCUA